AGCAGACAGCGCCAGUCCACGAGGCGUCGCGUGGGGACCACAAGUCGACUGGAAGAGGAAAAGACUUCUGCUGACGAUGGGAGUCAUGUGACGUAAAACAUACGCGACACACGCACACGUGUAGUUGUUCUUGAGCGUGAACUGUUCAGACAAAACAUGGGGAAGAAGCUAAAAGUCGGGAAGACCAGGAAGGAUAAAUUUUACCAUUUGGCAAAAGAAACCGGUUAUCGUUCUCGUUCAUCCUUCAAACUCAUCCAGCUGAAUCGUAAGUUCCAGUUCUUACAGAAAGCCAGAGCUCUGGUUGACCUCUGUGCUGCUCCAGGAGGAUGGUUGCAAGUAGCAUCGAAAUUUAUGCCCGUCUCAAGUCUCAUCAUCGGUGUUGACUUGGUCCCCAUUAAGCCCAUUCCCAACGUGGUGACGCUGCAAGAAGACAUCACGACUGAGAAAUGCAGACAGGCUCUUCGAAAGGAGCUUCAAACUUGGAAGGUAGAUGUUGUGUUAAACGACGGAGCCCCAAAUGUGGGAGCAAACUGGCAACAUGAUGCCUUUUCUCAGGCCCACCUGACACUCAUGGCCUUGAAGUUGGCCUGUGACUUUUUGAACAAAGGAGGAACUUUUAUCACAAAAGUGUUCCGUUCUAAAGACUAUCAGCCUCUGUUCUGGAUCUUCCAGCAGUUCUUUAAGAAGGUGCAGGCCACUAAACCCCAAGCUUCAAGAAACGAGUCUGCUGAGAUCUUUGUUGUUUGUCAAGGAUUUGUUGCUCCAGACAAAAUCGACAACAAGUUCUUUGACCCCAAACAUGCAUUCAAAGAGGUGGAGGUGCAGGCCAAAACUGUGAAGGAGCUGGUUCCCGAUAAGAAGCCAAAGGCGGAGGGAUACGCAGAUGGUGAUUUGACGCUCUACCACAGUUUCACCGUAACAACAUUUCUAAAAGCAGAAAACCCCGUUGAUUUUCUGGGAAAAGCCAGCGAGAUCACCUUUGAUAAUCCAGACCUGGAGUCCCACUCCUCCACUACCAGUGAAAUAAAGGAGUGCUGUCGCGACAUCAAAGUUCUGGGCCGAAAAGAGCUCCGCCUGCUGUUGAACUGGAGAACAAAGCUUAGAAGAUAUCUGGCAAAGAGACUGAAGGAGGAGGCUAAGAAGCUUGACCAGGAGAUCAAUUUAAGUUCAGAUGAAGAACAAAGUCAUUCAGAGGACGAAUCGGCCAAGAAGAAGGAAGAUGACAAAGAGAAUAAGGAUGAGGAUGAUGAGGAGGAAGAAAUGGAGAAAAAACUAGCCCAGCUGAAAACUCAAGAAGUGGCUGAACUCAAACGGAAGAAGAAGAAGCUGUUGAAGGAGAGGAGGAAGCAGAGGGAGAGAGUAGAGCUGAAGAUGGACCUGCCUGGUGUCUCCAUUGCCAGCACCUCAGACCCAUCCUUGUUUUCACUAUCAUCCAUGAAGAAGUCAAAGGUGCUGGCUGAUAUCACUAAAGGGGACAUGCAGGCGGCAGACAACAUGGUAGAUGGAGAAGAUGACAUUCACGUUUCAGAUGAGGAGGAGGAGGAUGGAGCAGAUAAAAUGUCUCUGGCAUCUGACUUAGAUGAAGAUGAUUUGGAAGAAGUGGAACAAAGACAGAAAGUGCUGGAAAAGAAAGCAUCCAAAAAAGUAAAGUUUGAGGAGGAAGAGCAAGAAGACGAGGAUCAGGAGGGUGGGCUGCUGGUGGAACUGGAGGGAAAAGAGGAGAAAAAGGAGCAGCAGACCAAUCUGUGGUUUAGCAAGGGCAUCUUUUCUGAAAUUGACCUGGAGGGAGAUGCAGAGAGUGAGCUGAAACAGACCGAACUGCUCCAGAGCAAACAGUCAGGAAAAGGCAAAAAAAGGAAAUUUGAGGAAGAAGAAAAAGCGACUGGAGAAGAGAAAAGGGAGGAAGCUGCUCCUCCAGAUGAGGCAAAAGCAGGAACGUCACAGGAAGCUGUGGAGGAAAGUGACAGCGACUCAGACGAUAGCAGCGACGAUGAGAAGGAAAUUGCCAGUAUGAAGCCAGGAAAGGGAGCUAAUGCUGCAUCAGGAGAAGCUGACGAGGACGGAUUUCAGGUUGUUCCUGUGGAAAGUACCAGUAAGAAAGCAAGAAUUCUGGAUGCAGAAGGCCUGGCCCUUGGCUGUGAGAUUGCCACAUCCAAGAAGAAAGCGAGGGAUCUGGUGGACGACUCCUUCCACAGGUUUGCCAGCUCCGAUGAGCCAUGGGAGGUACCCGAGUGGUUCCUGGAUGAUGAACGUAAACACAGAAAGAAGCCGAUACCUGUUACCAAGGAGAUGGUGGAGGAGUACAAACAAAAAUGGAAGGAGAUCAACGCUCGGCCAAUUAAACGAGUGGCUGAGGCCAAGGCCAGGAAGAAGAGAAGGAUGCUGAAGAAGAUGGAGCAAGCCAAGAAGAAAGCUGAAGCUGUUGUCAACACUGUGGACAUCUCCGAAAAGGAGAAGCUGGCUCAGCUAAAGACGAUCUACAAGAAAGCAGGCGUGAAAAAGGAAAAGAGAGAAUUGACCUACGUCGUGGCCAAAAAGGGAGCCGGCAAGAAGGUGAGACGGCCCCGUGGUGUUAAGGGACUUUUCAAAGUGGUGGAUGGUCGCAUGAAGAAAGAUGUUCGGGGAAUACAGAGGAAAGAACACGCCAAAGGGGGGAAAGGAAAAGGAAGACAGUCCAAAGGUGGCAAAGGAGGAUUCAAGGCUGGUAAAGGGAAGAGAGGAAAAUAAAUCACAAGCUUGGUCCAUAUUGCUUUAUUGACAUUCUUUCCUAUAAUAUAAUAGCCUUUUGUGGCGUUAUGCACAUAGUACAUUUUAUAAACAUGUGGUUUCUCUAAACUAGUUCGAUGCUAAUAACAAUAAAUGUGGUCAGAACAUUUUGUAAAUAUUAAAUUUACACAAUUGCAAUAAAGGUUUUCUUUAAA
Nothobranchius furzeri (turquoise killifish) is the source of this 2921-nucleotide messenger RNA. RefSeq names its product FtsJ RNA 2'-O-methyltransferase 3 (gene ftsj3). Gene Ontology annotation, cellular component: preribosome, large subunit precursor; nucleolus; nucleus. Gene Ontology annotation, biological process: maturation of 5.8S rRNA from tricistronic rRNA transcript (SSU-rRNA, 5.8S rRNA, LSU-rRNA); rRNA methylation; maturation of LSU-rRNA from tricistronic rRNA transcript (SSU-rRNA, 5.8S rRNA, LSU-rRNA). The record is from RefSeq and is a predicted model, not a curated record. NCBI's taxonomy places the organism in Eukaryota, Metazoa, Chordata, Actinopteri, Cyprinodontiformes, Nothobranchiidae. Gene Ontology annotation, molecular function: rRNA (guanine) methyltransferase activity; rRNA (uridine-2'-O-ribose)-methyltransferase activity.